Molecule: messenger RNA, 2047 nt
Organism: Magallana angulata
Lineage: Eukaryota; Metazoa; Mollusca; Bivalvia; Ostreida; Ostreidae
Product: transcription factor AP-2-alpha-like
Exons: 1
Coding region: 320-1612 (430 amino acids)
Biological process (GO): anatomical structure development; regulation of cell population proliferation; regulation of transcription by RNA polymerase II
Cellular component (GO): nucleus
Molecular function (GO): RNA polymerase II transcription regulatory region sequence-specific DNA binding; DNA-binding transcription factor activity, RNA polymerase II-specific
Source: RefSeq, a predicted model, not a curated record
UACUGUGUCAUCAGUUGAUUGGUCUGCUGUUUAAUUGAGAUAGUAUCUACUACUUAUGAUGAAAGGGAGUAGGACUCUUUGAGUGUGAGAGUAUUAUGUGAGGCGUGGUGUAUAUACAUAUCCUGGGGACACACAGGUCAAACACUGUCUUCUAAAUUCCUUAAUCUGACUCAGACCUGGGAAAAGUUUAGUACAACUGUAAUACCUGUCCACUGUGUUACAUCAACAGUUUGCUGACCAGUAUGUGUGCUCUGUAGAGGUGUCAUUCUGUGGAGAUUAUUCUGUGUAUCUGUGUUGACUUCUCAUUGCUGUGAUAACCAUGGAAUCCCGGGAGUCAGUGAUGUACAAUGGACACUCUGAUUCUACCCCACACCCCGUACAUCUUACAACAAUCAACAACGCCCUCCCUCAGCAUGGAAUGUACCCCCCUGCCAGCCAGUCCCUGGCUAAUGGACAUUAUCCAUCCUCCACACAGUCACAGGAAGGGAUGUACACAUCCAAUGGAGUACAGUCUCACAAUGGCUUCUACCCUCCCACGACCCAGGCUGUGGAGUACCCCUUCUUUCCCCCUCCAUUCCUUGUGUCACAACCCCCAGGGAUGGAGAGAUUCCAGCCCCCUCAGUAUAAUGGGGACCAGUAUCCUCCAAUGAACUUUUAUCAGGCCCAGUCAACAGAUUUCCCUCCAACCAACAUAGACCAAGUUCAGGAAUAUAAGACUGAGCCAAAUUCCUUCCACAGAGAAGAGACUGAGAAUCACCCAGUCAUGUUUAAUGAGAAUCACCCACCUGAAAACCUGCACAAUGGAUCCGAGUCUUCAUACAGUGGUUCUCCAAACAGCAACGAGUCGCAGAACCACACAACAAGUUAUGUUCCUCGGGAAAUAGCUGACCAGAUGGAAUUUCAGCGAGCAAUCAUGUCCAACAAAGAAUCCAGGCGUGACAUGGCUCUGUCCAAUUCCACGGGUCCAGCAGAUGUUUUCUGCCUUGUGGAUGGGCGCCUAUCUCUUCUGAGUAGUACCUCCAAAUAUAAAGUAACUGUGGCUGAAAUUCAGCGAAGAUUGGGAGCACCUGAAUGUCUCAACGCCUCGUUGUUGGGUGGGGUUCUCAGAAGAGCCAAGUCAAAAGAUGGAGGAAAGAAUCUGCGCGAGAAACUCGACAAGAUUGGAUUAGCUUUACCAGCGGGAAGAAGGAAGUCCGCCCCUGUCACACUAAUGACAUCCCUAGUAGAAGGGGAGGCCAUUCGAAUGGCCCGUGAUUUUGGAUUUCUGUGUGAAACUGAAUUUCCUUCAAGACAAUGUGCCAAACAUAAUGUGAAUAAAUACCAAAGCAAUGUUCCAGAAGAGCAAAUGGCCAGAAAGAACAUGAUUGUUGCUUCCAAACAGAUCCUGAAAGAGUUUAUGGAUAUUCUGAAUCAAGACCGGUCCCCUAUUGGUAACUCCCGCCCACAGCCCGUCCUUGACCAAGAUGUUCAACACCCCUUGACCCGGUUUAGUCUGAUCUCUCACGGAUUCGGUUCACCGGCCAUCGUGGCAUCAUUAGCAACAGUGCAGACUUACCUCACAGAAAUGCUGAAACAGAUGGACAAAGGAUUCCACCUGGAGAAAGAAAAGUGAGAGACUUCCUCAGAGAGAGUGCUUCUUCUGCAUCAUUUUGUGUUCAAUGUCUGACAAUCUAGCAUGUAUUUAUAACAAGUACUGUUACAUCUAAAUACAGGUACUUUCAUUUUUAACAUAUUCUGAAAAUGUCAUUUGCAAUUGAAUCCAGUAAUAUAGGUAUACAACACUUGCAUAAUAUUAAUGUUCUAAACUUAGAAUGGGUUUGUCCAUGUCUUAAUCCAAUGUUUUGUAUAUUCUUUUUUACAUCAACUAGAUGUACAUUAACAUAUACACUGUGAUGUUUUUGUAUGUAUGUGUACAGAAUUUAUUCAAGUUUAAUUUUGUUAUUACAAAGGAUUGUCAUAAUACAUUUCAAAGUGUAUUCUACAUGUAAAAUUAAGUUAUGUAUGUACACAAGUGUUUUUCUACAAUGAUAUAUUUAUUUUGAUUUGA